This is a messenger RNA of Yarrowia lipolytica CLIB122, 1179 nucleotides long. RefSeq lists its product as uncharacterized. Lineage: Eukaryota; Fungi; Ascomycota; Dipodascomycetes; Dipodascales. Gene Ontology annotation, cellular component: mitochondrion. The record is from RefSeq and is a predicted model, not a curated record. Gene Ontology annotation, biological process: fatty acid beta-oxidation; ergosterol biosynthetic process. Gene Ontology annotation, molecular function: acetyl-CoA C-acetyltransferase activity.
AUGGAGCCCGUCUACAUUGUUUCUACUGCUCGAACCCCCAUUGGUUCUUUUCUGAGCUCGCUGAGCGGCCAGACCUACGUGGAUCUGGGAGCCCAUGCCGUGAAGGCCGCACUCGCCAAGACCGACAUCAAGCCCGACCAGGUCGACGAGAUCAUCUUCGGUAACGUUCUCUCCGCCGGCGUCGGACAGGCCCCUGCUCGACAGGUUGCCCUCAAGGCUGGUCUCCCUGACACCAUUGUCGCUACCACCGUCAACAAGGUCUGUGCCUCCGGUAUGAAGGCCAUCAUCCAGGGUGCCCAGGCCAUCAUGACCGGAUCUGCCGACAUUGUCAUUGCUGGCGGUGCCGAGUCCAUGUCCAACGUGCCCCACUACGUGCAGGCCCGUGUCGCUAACAAGUACGGCAACGGCUCUCUGGUCGACGGUAUCCAGCGAGACGGUCUGUUUGACGCCUACGAUGGCCAGGCCAUGGGUGUGGCCGCUGAGGUCUGUGCUGACACCCACUCCAUCUCCCGAGAGGAGCAGGACGAGUUUGCCAUUGGCUCUUACAAGAAGACCCAGGCUGCCUAUGCCGCCGGCAAGUUUAAGGACGAGAUUGCCCCCAUUGAGCUGCCCGGCUUCCGAGGCAAGCCUGGUGUCGUUGUCUCCGAGGACGAGGAGUACAAGAACCUCAACGAGGACAAGCUCAAGUCUGCCCGAACUGUUUUUAAGAAGGACGGUACCGUGACUGCCCCCAACGCCUCCCCUAUCAACGACGGUGGAGCUGCCGUCAUUCUGGCCUCUGCUGCCAAGGUCAAGGAGCUUGGUCUUAAGCCCCUGCUCAAGAUUGUCUCUUGGGGCGAGGCUGCCAACGAGCCCGUCAAGUUCACCACUGCUCCCGCUCUGGCCGUCCCCGUUGCCCUCAAGCGAGCUGGUCUCGAGGCCAAGGACAUUGACUUUUACGAGUUCAACGAGGCCUUCUCUGUUGUUGGUAUCGCCAACACCAAGCUGCUUGGUCUGGACUCCAGCAAGGUCAACGUCUACGGAGGUGCUGUUGCCAUUGGUCACCCUCUGGGCUGCUCUGGUGCCCGAGUCAUUGUCACUCUCAACUCUGUUCUGCACCAGGAAGGCGGCAAGUACGGAUGUGCUGCCAUCUGCAACGGUGGUGGUGGCGCUUCCUCUAUCAUUGUUGAGAAGUGUUAG